Cylas formicarius (sweet potato weevil) is the source of this 1263-nucleotide messenger RNA. RefSeq lists its product as uncharacterized. Lineage: Eukaryota; Metazoa; Arthropoda; Insecta; Coleoptera; Brentidae. The record is from RefSeq and is a predicted model, not a curated record. Bases 1 to 681 code for a protein of 226 amino acids. The transcript has 3 exons.
AUGUGCCGUUUCGUGUUUCUCGCGUUGUGUUUGGGGGCGGUUUGCUCGGUCCACGUGGGCACGCGGGUGCGCCGGGGCAUCUUCGGGGGCCAGACGAGCACCGUCUACAAGGUGGUCGAGAAAAAGCAUUACGUGCCGUACUCGUGCGUCUACGUCGACCCGAACUUGCCCAACUGCCGCAACCUGAGGUUCCUGUGGGGCCCAGCGGACGUCAGGAACGCUUUCGUCUCGCCCGACGUGAUCAAACCCACCGAACCGCUAGCCGAGAAGAACGCUACCGCGAUUCUCAAGCAGGAUCUUACGCGCAGGAUGGAUAUCGUCGACGGUAACGCGACCCGCGCGCCAUCUCUCGGCUGGGGGGAGUAUCUGGGCUUGUACGGGCCGCCGGUGACUGUGACGGAAAUCCGGGUGACGCACACGACCGUCCUCGACCCGAGGAUCGCCAUCACGUUCGCCGUGAAAGGUUGCAAACCGAGAGAGUUGCCGCUGAACAUGGAAAAGUGCCCGGAGGCGACCCGGGUGCCGAACCUCGUCGAGAUUUUGCCCACCAGCACCGUGGCGCACCGCGUCGAGCCCACCAAACUGCCCGAUUUGGUGCCCGCGGACUCGGCCGACCAGCUGACGGGAGCGGAAACCGCCCUCGAAGGCGGCGACGUCGGCGGCCCCACCCAACACUUGUAACGCGAAAGAUUUCCGCUUUAGGAUUAGCUUGUACCGCAAUAAAAUGACGUAUCGAUUACGCUUUUGCCGUUUGGAUUUAAAAGCGAGCGCGGAGGCGACAUCUAUCGCCGGGUAGCCUGAUCAAGAAAAACCAUGUUUUUAUUUUAUUAUUUCUCAUCACGGUGUUCUAAUUUGGUUGUACCAGUUUUAAAUAUAUGUACUCCUUCGUUGCUCUGAAUUUUUUUAGGGUCAAGGCAUUUUUUGAGGUUUAAUUCGUGGAUUUUUGAAAAAAGAUGAGGUGGUUUAAUUUGCACCUAGUGCUUCAAACGCUGCAAUUACUCUGCAUAGUAUUGACCAGUGAUGGUCUUGCCCUAUUCAAGGUAAUCAAUGUAUAUAAUUUCUCUGGCAUCCCCAAAAACAGUAGCCUUUUUUGGAGUUGGUUCCCCAUUUGCCGUUUUAACUGUCCCUUAUUUUCAUGAGUGUAGUGAUGGACCCAAGUCUCUAUUUUUCGAUUUAGUUUUUGGUCGCCUUUUUAUUCUGGUCCAUUAAUAAACGUCAUCACUUCCUGCAUUUUGGAUGAAAAAUGCCCAUCUAUCUGGAAAA